This is a messenger RNA of Phialemonium atrogriseum, 3774 nucleotides long. RefSeq lists its product as uncharacterized. The record is from RefSeq and is a predicted model, not a curated record. The coding region runs from base 1 to 3774 and encodes 1257 amino acids. NCBI's taxonomy places the organism in Eukaryota, Fungi, Ascomycota, Sordariomycetes, Cephalothecales, Cephalothecaceae. The transcript has 3 exons.
AUGGAGGAUACAAAUGGAUCUCUGAAAGGCUCCCACGUCGUGGACGGGAUGAAUGGGUCCCUCAAACCCUCUCUCAGUGGAUCCACAGGCAUAUCUAGGAGGAGAACGGCGCACAAAGGGCCUAGUUUCCUGGCCCGCAGCUUCAGCCUCGCGGCAAGGGUGCUUACUUGGUACUCCAUCGUCACCAUACUUUUCCGAUGCCCGUCCACUUUAGAAGCAUGCGACGAGACCUCUCCCGCGAUCUGUAGGCCAUACCUCCAGAUCAGACACGCCGUGUCACCGCACCUUGAACCAUAUUACGAUGCCUACGCUGCGCCGUACGUCGACCUUGUUCGGCCGUAUUACAACACCCUCGACCGCGUAGUCAUCGCGCCUAGCUGGGGCUACGCGUCCAAAUACGGCGCGCCGCGAGUUGCACAGGCACAGGCACACGGGAAGGCGCUGUGGGAAACGAAUGUCCAGCCGCAGUUGCUGAAAUACCAGACCAGCGCGAAGGCCCGGUACGACCAGAGCCUCGCCCCCCACAUCUCCCGUUUCUCGACUACCGUGGGCCCAUACUACGAUGUUGCGAAGACGAAUGCUUUGCAGACGUACUACGAGUUGCUGCUACCGUCUUACGAGUUCAUCCAACCGUAUGCUCACCAAGGCUACCGCGCCACUUCUGCCUUCGUUACCGACACGGCUGUCCCGUCGGCCGUCUGGUCGUUCAACAGGACCUACGUUUUCCUCGACAGCACCAUCUGGCCACGACUAAGGGUCGUCUACGUUGAGAAUGUCGAGCCGCAGCUGGUCAAGAUUGGGCAACGGCUAGGCCGCUACAACGGGAAGACCCGAUCUCAAACACCCGUUGUACAGACGUUUUCUAGUCCAGUGAGCACUGCCGCCUCUUCCUUCACCAAGCCUGCCCCGCCUGCAUCGUCGUCCUCGGUGGCCACCUCAUCUACUACUGAAGAAUCAUCGAGCACCCCUAGCCCCGAGACGUCCAGCGUACAAUCCACCGAGCCAUCUCAUGCCGCGGCGGAGCCGGCAGGGCUAAGGAAUUCCGCCGAACAAAUCCAGGCGCCCGAGCUUGAAAAGGGCGAAGAGGGGAAUGAGGUGCGCAAGACGGCUCGCGAAAUUGUCGCCGAGGAUCUUAGGGAUUGGCAAGAGAGAUACGCAAAGGCGGCGGACGAGGGCGCUGCCGAGAUGGAGGACCGCGUCGCGGAAAUAUCGAAUCGCAUGAUCAGUCAGAGCGUGAAGAGGACUGGCAAGGCGCUGGUUGGGCAGCUCCAGUCCACCGUGGUAUCCGAUCUCGUAGCCUUGAGACGGGAUAUCCUGAACAUCGUCGGCGCCGUGGCCAAGGGGAGCGCCAGCGCCGAGGCAGCCAACGAGCAGAUCAACAUAGUGGUGCGCCGAGCUGGCAUGUCGAUCAAGGACAAGGCCCAGGAGGUCCGCACCUGGCGGGAGAAGUACGAGACUGAGUUGCAGGCGUCGAUAACAACAGCUGCCCAGGAGCACUUCACAAUCCUGGACGGGAUCCGAGACCUCGCCAUCCAGAAGAUUGGCAUGAAAUGGGCCUGGAUGGACGGCGUCACGUAUAGGGACUGGGCGAAGUACCACCAACUGAAGGGCCGGUUCGACGAGUGGCAGGGUGACCUGCACAAACUGAUUGUCAGCCACCCCGCCCUCGAAGCCGCGCAGCUCGAGGGUGCCAACAUCGAGGACGAGGCCAUGGCGCUCGCGCAAUCUGCCGCCAAGGAACUCGCCCGCCUGAAGCAGGUCGCCGGCUGGAAGAUCGUCGCCAAGGACGCUACGACCGAGUUUGACAGCGAGCUGAUGAAGCAGGCGGCCGAAGCUGUCGAGAGUGCCAGGGCUGCUGAAGAAGCCGUCGAUAGCGAGGUCAAGGGCCGGACAGACAACGCGGCGGAUACGGCCGAGUCCGUCGCCGAAGCAGUCGUCGGCGAGGCCGCAUCCGUAUUCGAGCCCGCAGAUGCAUCCGAGACUGUCGUGUCAGCCGCUGAGCCAGUCGAGAAUGCCGCUUCGGCUGCGUCGGAAUCACUCGAGGCUUCGGCCUCAGUUGUCUCUGAACCGGUUCACAGUGCCGCUUCGGUCGCGGCAGAGUCCGUCGGUAGCGCCUCUUCUAUUGCGUCGGAGUCGCUCGAGAGCGUUUCCUCCGCUGGCGAGAGCGUUGCCAGUAGUGUUUCCGACGAUGUCUCCAGCUUCGCCGAGGAAGCCGCGUCGCCGACUUCCAAAAACCUCAAGUCAUCAGCGUCCGGAACGAUCAGUGAGGCCACCGAGCAAGCUUCCAGCGUAGUCGAGGAGCUGUCCAAGUCAGCCAGCAGCGUCGCUUCAAGCGUCGAGACCGCCAUUACGGACGAUACCGAAGAGCUGGGCCAAGACGCCCCCGAUCUUGCCGCGGAGGCGACAGCGGCCGUCCUCGUCGAGACUCCUAUCAUCCUUGGAAACACAACCGAGCUUGAAGAGGAUGGGCCGGCUCCGGUCGAAUUGCCGGUUGAAGAGUCGGAAAUCGAAGAGUCGGUGGAGGAGGACUCGGAGGAGGAAGACUCAGAGGAAGACGACACACCGAUAUCAUCAGCGACCGCUUCGGUCAAGUCGGCCAUGUUCGGCGCCGCGGCACAGUCUGUUCCCAGCCGCGAACCCGUCUUCGACGAUGACGCCUUUGACAACGCCGCGAGCGCGAUGAAGUCGAUCCGGACCGAGCUGCCCGCCUCACUCGCAUCCAUAGCCGAGUCAGCCUACUCGGCAGCCAGCUCUCGUGCUGACCAGCAGUACUCACGGGCACUGUCCAUGGUGUCUGCGCAGAUACGUGGGACCCCGAAGCCGAUGCAAGAGAAGAUCCUGGCAUCCGUCACGUCCGCAUACAGCGAUGCCAUGGAAUCCGCCAGGUCUCGUCUCGACGACGCACUCCGAGUUGCCCGCGAGCAAAUUGGCGCUACGUCGACAAGUACAAACAUACUUCCCACUUCCAUCCCCGUUCCAACGGUUCCGACGGUGGACUGGUCGCGUGUCGAGUCCAUCGCCGCAGAGAGACUCAACGAGGGACGAGCUUGGGCUGAGGAGCAGUACGAGAGCGCAAAGAUAGCCGUCGGCCUCGCAACACCAACCGCCUCCACCCCUGCCGAGCUCGCAGAGAAGCUGCUCGACAGCGCGAAACACAACUACUACGCCGGCCUGGGCGUGGCACACGCGCGCUACUCGGAAUUCAUCGAGGCCGCCUCGGCCGCCUUCAGCUCCAUGACGGCGACGCCGACGCCCACCGAUCUGGCCGGCACCGUCUCAUCCGCGGCGUCGGUUGCCAGCGAGUCCGCCGUUUCAGCGGGCGGGGCUAUUGCCGACAGCUGGGACGCCGCGCUCAGCGGGAUCAGCGCCCAGGUCUACGGGGCCCCGACCCCGACGCCGUGGUACGAGAGCCUGUGCAGCGCGGCCAGCGACGGCGCAACAUCGGCCGCCGCCGCGGCCGGCACACACGCCGCGGCGGCGACGGAGGAGGCGGCAAGCCGGUACUCGGCCGUGAGCAGCAUCGUCUCGGAGCUCGUCGCCGGCAAGGAACCUACCUUCACGGAGAGCGUCUACUCGCGCCUCGACGCAGCCUACUCGGGCGUCGCGGCGUCGGCGGUCAGCCUCGCCGGCGAGGCGCAGGCCACGGCGUCAGAGGCCUUGGACAAUGCAUCCGAGGCAGUCAUGAGCGCCGGCGAGCGGGUGGCCAGUGCGGCGUCGGGGGCGGCGGAGGCCGUGAGGGAUACGGUUGGGGGAAGUAGUAAGGAUGAGCUCUGA